UUAAUAUGAGACGCUCGGUGGAAGGCAAUAGGGCCGUUACUGAAGAACGAAGCGACAAGAAAGCAUAUGAAAACGGCAAGGACGCCCAAACCACACGGCAACGCCGAGAAGAUUCGCGUUAGUCUACGCCGUUUCCAUGAUGACUCCGAUUUCCCUCUCUCUGAUCUCCAACAUUCUCCAAUAAAAUAUUGAUAUUGUAGUUGUUUGUUGCCAAUCCCGAGAGAAAAAAAAAAAAGAAAAAAAAAAAGGGUAUUUCCUGUUUUCUUUAGUUGUUCAGCCGUCAGCUUUGGAUCGGAUUGAUGAGCAAUGCAGAGAUCUCGCCGAGCUCUUCUGCAAAGAACAGCUUUGGAGAAGGGUAUAACUGGAAGAAGAAAUUGCUUCUACAAGGUUUCUCUUUCCUUGGUUUUUGUUCUGUGGGGACUUGUCUUCCUUUUUAGCUUAUGGAUCAGUUUUGGCCAUGGUUAUAGAGGUGAAUCUGCAGUACUUCCGGUUGGCAUAUCCACUUGGGAUGAAGCUAAGGUGGGACAUAAUGAACACUCAGAUAGAGUAGAAAAUCAUCAACUGAAAGAAACUGAUUCUUUUUGUUCUCCUGAGGCUUCGUGCACAAAUGGUGCUGAAACCAGAGGUUGUGGUAGUAAAUUAGUUUGUGGAGAAGGAAGUACAAACGAUGUCUCAGUUGAAGGGAGAAGGGAUGAUCUCUCAACUGUUCGAGAGCAACCUGAGGUGGAGAACUCCAGUUCAACUUUGAAAUCUGAAAAUGAUGAUCCAAAGACCGAUCAUCUGUCUCAUAGUGUUCCACUUGGUCUUGAUGAGUUCAAGAGCAGAGCCUUCAGUUCCAUAAGUAAACCUGGAACUGGUCAGGCUGGAAGCGUAAUACACAGAGUGGAGCCUGGAGGUGCUGAGCACAAUUAUGCUUCAGCAUCCAAGGGAGCAAAGGUUUUGGCUUUUAACAAGGAAGCCAAGGGUGCCUCUAAUAUCUUAGGUAGAGAUAAGGACAAGUAUCUUCGAAAUCCAUGUUCUGCAGAAGAGAAAUUUGCUAUUAUAGAGCUUUCAGAAGAAACCUUAGUAGAUACAAUUGAAAUAGCUAACUUUGAGCACCACUCUUCUAAUUUAAAAGAUUUUGAGCUGCUUGGCAGUUUGGUUUAUCCAACAGAUGAAUGGGUCAAGCUCGGGAAUUUCACUGCUCCAAAUGUGAAGCAUGCUCAGAGGUUUGUUCUUCAGGAGCCAAAAUGGGCAAGAUACCUAAAGUUGAAUCUUCUGAGCCAUUAUGGUUCGGAAUUCUAUUGUACACUGAGUUUUGUUGAAGUUUAUGGUGUAGAUGCUGUUGAACGAAUGCUGGAAGAUUUGAUAUCUGCUCAAGAUAAGAAAGUGUAUGUUCCUGAGGAAGUAACUGGUGACCAAAAGGAAAUACUCACCCAGCCAGAGCCCACUGAAGGUGUGAAUCCUGAUCAAGAUAUUAUAGAAACUAGGGUGCCUGAUCCAGUUGAGGAAAUGCGUUACCCACAAGUUGGCAGGAUGCCUGGGGACACUGUUCUCAAGAUAUUGAUGCAGAAAGUACGGUCACUGGAUUUAAAUUUAUCUGUUUUAGAGCGAUAUUUGGAGGAAUUGAUUUCCAGCUAUGGAAAUAUUUUCAAAGAAAUCAACAAAGAUAUAGGAGACAAAGAUAUAAUUUUAGAGAAGAUCAGAGAAGACGCAAGGAAUCUUCUGGACAGUCAGGAGGUCAUUGCUAACGAUGUCGACAAUCUUAUUUCUUGGCGAUCCGAUGUUUCCAGGCAGUUGGAUAAUUUACUCCGGGACAAUGCUGUUCUCAGAUCUCAGGUUGAUAAGAUCCAUGAGAAUCAGAGGUCUAUGGAGAAUAAGGGUGUCAUAGUAUUUUUGGUAUGUUUAAUAUUUGCAGUUUUGGCUCUUGUGAGGCUAUUCUUAGAUCUGGCGGUGAGUGUUUAUAAAGCAUCGAGUGUUUAUAGAACAAAUAUGUCCGGGAAAUUUUGCUGGAUGAACGCUUCCUGGCUAUUCUUACUAUUGAGCUGUACUACCAUUAUUUUCAUACUAUCAAUAUAGAGAAAUAGAGAAAUGUUUGUUUUCUAUAUUAUGCCCCUCUCUUGUCCAUCUCCAGACAAGAGACGGGUAAGUCCACCAUUAAAUAUGUUGAACUAUGUGAGUUUCACAUAUUCAAUGGUAAAUUUGUAGAAGAGAAGUAUGUGUAACGGUUCACAUCACUAUAAUACAUAUUUUGUUGGAAUAAA
Messenger RNA from Corylus avellana, 2243 nucleotides. RefSeq names its product Galactose-binding protein. Gene Ontology annotation, biological process: protein folding in endoplasmic reticulum. Gene Ontology annotation, cellular component: cytoplasm; membrane. NCBI's taxonomy places the organism in Eukaryota, Viridiplantae, Streptophyta, Magnoliopsida, Fagales, Betulaceae. The record is from RefSeq and is a predicted model, not a curated record.